UCUGCAUUUCCGGUUUCGUAAUUGGAAUAUAAUGAUGAUUAUCAACAAUUCUAAUCCUAUCUAAUGUUUUCGUCUUGCCAUUCGAAUUUUACCAGAAAAAUCGUAUAUAAGGAAUUCCAUUUCUAUCAUUUAUGGACGAUUUUAAUUCGGCCGUCGUUACAAACCGUUUAAAUUUUUCCGGACAAUGAAUUUCGCCCAGUUUUUCAAAAUUACUGACGAAAUUAUUCUUGUUUGUUUCGUCCGUUCUCCAUUUCGGUCCCGUCACCCAAUGAGAAUUACCUGCUCGACGACGGAGGGUCCCUUCCCAUUCAACCCCAAAUUUGGCCCGAGAUUAUCUGUCAGAGCACGACGUAAACAGACCAAACAGUUCCAUUUUUUUCCCAAAUAUUUUCGGUUUACAGUGAUCAAAGUGAAUGGUGCGUUGAAGUUUCAGUGAAAUGUUGAAUUAUAUUCGUUCGAAGCUGUUUUUUAGAUCUUGUUUUCGGUCGAGGGAUGAUUAUAUCGACUAUGUUGUCGAUCAUUGGCCGAUGGACAGUCUCAAAGACUUCCUGGAAAGAAAACACAAAACUAUCGAUGUGGAUGGCGUUUUCAUGAGAUGGGUAUGCAGGCGGACGUCCAUCAGCAGAGCUAUGAAAGUGUUGAACCUUCUCCUAUCUUAUGGUGCCAAUCCUGUGCUCCCUCACCCAAACCGGGAAUCGACACUUUAUGUUUGCAUCGAUAAAGAUGUGAGGGAAAUCGCCAUCACCCUCCUGGAACACGUGACCGACCUGGACCAACCCAUCGAGUUCGUGCGCAGAAAAACGGCGAUGCACUGCGCCGCCCAGCGCGGCAACCUGGAAGUGCUCGCGUACCUGAUCGAGAAGGGCGCGAACGUCAACGCCACCAUGGACUUCGGCUUCAGCCCCCUGCACCUGGCCGUCACCCAGAGCGACAGCGACGUGGUGAAGAUGCUGCUGGAGCACGGCGCCGACGUGAACGCCGCCAACGACCACGGCGAGACCGUUAUUCACUGGGCCCUCAACUUCAAGCACUGCCACCGCCACAUCCACGUCCUCCUGGAGUACGACGUCGACCUGUCAGCUGUCAAUGAAAACGGCAGGACUCCGCUGCACCAGUUCAUGUACAAGAGGGCGGACAGCGUGUCCAUUUGCGAGAAGAUGCUGAGCAAGGGGUGCGACACGAUGGCCAGGGAUAACGCGGGCAACACCCCCUUGCACAGUUUGGCGUGGUCGUACUCUUCCACCAGGCCCUAUCCGGCGUCCAAGUUGGCCGCGAUGCUCAUAAGGAACGGCACUGACCCCAACGCUCAGAAUUUCGACGGUUACACGGCCUUGCACGUGUCGGCCCAGCGCGGGGUGCACAACCCCUUUCUGACGGCCAUGAUGGAGGAGGGAGCCCGCGUGGAUAUACCAGAUAACCGUGGUAUUUCCGCCUUCGGCUUCUACGCCUUCAUCAACAACGCCGACAUCGCCCGCGAUAUAAUCAAGUAUUACGCCGUCAAAGAACACGCGGGUAAAUACGAAUUCACCCCAGUCCUGAUGAGGACCAUAGAGGAUUCCGUGGAAUUGCUGGAGUACCUGGAGUCGUGCAGGGAGGAACUGCGACUCAUGGCCGAGACCAAAGUGGCGGAGGGUGUGUCGUUCACCCUCUUCCAACUGCUCAGUUUGCCGGCGUACGCGUCCGCCCAGCACGUCGAGGGCGAGGAGUUGCGCGCGACCGUCGAUCGAUCCUACAAGACUUUCAGGAGGUACAGUCUGGAUCUGACGACCAGGUAUAGGGAGGCGGUAAGGAGGGGCAAGGCGGAGAGGGUGGGCGUGGAGUUCUUCGAAAGGUACACCAAGCUCAACGCGUAUUGCAUCAAGGUGCUGGUGACUUACGUCCCGGUUAGGGAUUUGGAGAAGUUGAAUCGGUUCUUCGAGAGGCCGGUUCCGGAGGACGCCUGGUCGAUUGAUUCCGAAACGUUGCACCCUACGGAGGUCACGCAGUGUCUCAACCUGUAAGGUUGGAGGUGUUUGUAGUCGCCGCGAUGGACUUUUGGGGCUAGGAAAGUUGGGAAUAACAAAAAGUAUACGAGUACAUGCAGAGUGUUCAAUAAAGAUGUUGUUGACAAGGAAUCACAACUACUAUUUUGAAAAAAUCGUCAGUUAUUCUACCAUUUCAGAACAUUUUCCUUAGAAACAGCGCAAAUCGCCUGUAUUUUUGCUUCAGUAAACACCCUGUACAAUAUUGGAGGCUCAAUAAUGGAAGAAGAAAGCUGUUAUUCUUUGGAUUCUUCGGUUGCCUUUCAAGGCUUCUUCAUGAGUCACUCUGUAUCUAUUCUUGGGCUUGCCUAUCAGAACCUACGAGGAACACUGUGUCUUCCAUGAAGACUUCCUGAAGACUAACAGUCGAAGCUUCACUUAAUUUCCGAAUACGCUUGAAAUGAACUUUAUAUGAAGAAAAAUCUUCACAAUACCGGUGAUCUUUGCAAAUGACAACUAAAGAGAGAAUUUAUUUUUGUAUGUACAGGUUUGUUACAUCAUUAAAACCUUCACUUAUGUAUGCCAUCAUAUUUUGUAUUGUUAUUAAUGUUGAUUAGUAACAUCUUUCGUCUUGUGAUUUACUUUGUACUUAAACUACUUCAUUAUUGUCCCUGAAUUUUUAUUUAUAUAGUAAUUACAUCUUAGUUAUUCAUAUAUUGUUUAUUUAUGAAUGAUGUUUUAUGCUUACCACCUAUAAUAGAUAUUUAUAUUGUAACAAAUUCCGAAUAAAUUUUUUACACUUUGGUAUAAUCAUUUCUUUUGGUGAAAAAAUUCGCAUACCCAUACCUAAUUGUAAAUUUUCUUCUUCCAUCACAGGAGGGCUAUGAGAAAGGAUUCAUUGGUUCGCGCGAUAGGCCUAAGGAUGAGAUUUGUACGACUACCGAAGUGGAUAAGAGAGUCAAAUUGGA
Coccinella septempunctata (seven-spotted ladybird) is the source of this 2929-nucleotide messenger RNA. Its product is annotated as putative ankyrin repeat protein RF_0381. Lineage: Eukaryota; Metazoa; Arthropoda; Insecta; Coleoptera; Coccinellidae. The record is from RefSeq and is a predicted model, not a curated record. The transcript is spliced from 2 exons. Gene Ontology annotation, molecular function: protein binding. Bases 438 to 2000 code for a protein of 520 amino acids.